Messenger RNA from Belonocnema kinseyi, 1122 nucleotides. RefSeq lists its product as uncharacterized. The transcript has 4 exons. The record is from RefSeq and is a predicted model, not a curated record. Bases 1 to 1122 code for a protein of 373 amino acids. Lineage: Eukaryota; Metazoa; Arthropoda; Insecta; Hymenoptera; Cynipidae.
AUGCUACAAAAGCACUAUACUCACGUGCCUAUAGAAUUCCUUGCAUUAUUUGAUCCAUUGUUGGAAGAACAUAUCAAAAAAUUCGGCAACAAAGGAUCUGGCAGUACGAGCUACUUAUCAAAAACCAUCUACGAAGAAUUCGUACAACUUUUGGCGGAUAAACUAUCAUCCAUCAUAGUUGAAGAGAUUGUCGUAGUCAGUCAUACGAUAACGCGAACAAUGUAUCAGGAAUUUAUACAGGUCAUUCAUUUAGUGAAUUUGAUUGAGGUCCACGCAGUAGAAAGUACUCCUGGAGCAGCUCUAUUUUUCAAUACAGUCCAAGCAUUGUACAAUUUUUUUACUGCAUCUACACACCACUGGGAAAUUCUACAAAUUCAUGCUGGAACAAAAAUUGCUUUGAAAUCUUUGUCUGUCACAAGGUGGUCAGCUAGUCAGGAAGCAGUUGAGGUACUUCAUAAACACUAUGACGAAAUCAUUGAAACUUUAAUCAUCAUUGAAGAAGUUAUCAUUGAGAAUGCGAUCACAAGGCAAGAAAAAGUUGAAAUCAACAUAGCAGACGUGAUUGAUGACUAUCAUGGACAGAUCAAAGUGGUCGCUGCUACACGAAUGGAAUUUGAAGUUUACCAUAAUGAAGCAUUAGAAAUAUCAGAAAGUCAGGAAUAUCAGACAACUGUAUCCAGAAGAAGAAGACCAAAGUUACAGGCUGAUGAAUCACGAGAUGGAGAAGCUGAAUUGUCGGGUAGAGAUAAUUUUCGAGUGAACACUUUCAACGCCAUUCUUGACAACCUCGAAUCUGAAUUGCGGAAAAGAUGCCAACCAUAUGAAAGGAUCCACGAAAAAUUUUCGGUUAUCACUGAAUUCGGAAAUCUCGAUUCCAAUGAAAUUCGGAUAAGGUCGGAACAUUUGAGAAAAAUUUAUCACUCAGACCUCGAGUCUUCAUUGGAUUUCAAAUUAGUGGACUUUCACGCAUAUUGCUCUCAGAAAAAUUUUCAACGUAAUUCACCAUCCGACAGUUUAAAACUCUUACGGACAAACGAAUUGAACACUGAAUUCCCAAACGUAGCGAUUGCGUUUCGAAUAUUUAUUACACUAGCUGCGACGAAUUGUAGUGCGGAACGAUAA